AGCAGAACUCCCUCGAGCCCUGGGAAGAUCUCGCGGAUGCACGCCAAUCACCGAGGCCGGACUCGGUCAGCCCAGCGGCUGGGCUGGCGUCAUUGCCUCCGUCCGCCCAGAACUUAUGGGAACUGCUGAUCCAAUCCGCUUCCGGCCCCGGUGUCAAUAUGUUUCUUCCUCCCCUCCAGGCUCUGGGCUGCCCCUCCAUCCAUCCGUCGAUCUAUCAUUGGAAUCCUUCCGGGCCAUCCAUCUCCAUUAGCACCAGGCCCCAUCUCUUUAUCUUUUCGAUUCUUUUCUUUCUUUGACCCUCCCUUUCACCUUUCCUCUUCUUCCUCCUCUCCUCUCCUCCUUCUCCCUCCGCCUUCCACACUCACCGAAGACUCCCUUCCUUAUCAGUUUAACCCUUCCUGACUCAUACUCAGUAUGCCCCUCACCAUCCUUUCUCAAGAGCAACUCCGUUCCCUUCUUCUCUCCCUCUCCCGCGAUCAGAUCGUCUCUCUGCAAGAAAACCUCGCCCGGGCCCUUCGCGACUAUUCGACCGGCAGUCAAGAGAAGGGUUGUGCCGCCACCUAUCAACCCCAACGCACUGCUAUUACCCGCCCCGAUGGCAGCACCACCGUGUUUAUGCCCGCGAGCACUGGCCCGACACUGGGCAUGAAGGUGAUUUCUUUACAAGAUAAGAGCGCUCAGGUGGGCUGCUCGGUUGACGCCGCGGCUCAAGUCUCCCCGAGCGAUCGAACUGGUGUCUCUCGAGUCGAUAAGCGGAAAUCCAUGGCCUCCAUUGCCUCCGACGUCAGUGAACUGUCCCUCUCAUCGCAAGAAGGCACCUCCACCAACAACUCCUUGUCUAUGACCAGCAGUGGGGGUAGUGGUAGUGGCAGCAGUAGCAGCAAGUCGCUGGCGGCGGGCUGCGUCAACCAACAACCGGUCGCGGGCGGCUUAUCGAAGACAAUGGGCGCCUGGCCUGGGGCCGGGACCCGGGAUACCUCCCCGCAGGGAAGCGUCACGCUGCUGGACGGCAACAGUCUCCCCUUCGGAUUGAUCAACGCACACGAACUGACGCCCUUUCGAACUGCCCUGACCUCUCUCAUGACCCUUAACAAGCGCAAGCGGGUGCGGACCAUUGUGGUGUUCGGUGCGGGGAAGCAGGCAUACUGGCACAUCCGGCUGGCGCUGGUCCUCCGCAGCGCGGACAUCAAGCGCGUUUACAUUAUCAACCGAUCGUUCGACCGAGCCGCGCAGCUGCUACGGGAUAUUUACGCACCGGAGAACUCGAGCUGGCGCGGCGAUGUGAAAUUUUCUGCCGUUAGUACCGACUUCGUGGAGUACCCCCGCAUUUUGCAUGACGCGCUGCGGAAAGCCGACGCUAUCUUCUGCUGCACUCCGGCCAUCGACCCGCUCUUCCCGGCCGAGAUCUUGACGGACCGCGAAGGCCGCCAGAAGGGCCGGCUGAUUAGCGCGAUUGGAUCGUACAAACCACACAUGACCGAACUGCCGCCGGACCUGCUUCGCGACGAAGUGAGCGUGCACACCCCGGGCCAUCGACACUUCCACAAACACGUCAAGCGCAGCGGCGUAGUCGUUGUCGACAGUCUCGACGCGGCUCUCAAGGAGGCGGGAGAGAUCAUCCAAGCGGGGAUCAAGCCGCAUCAAGUGGUCGAACUUGGCGAGCUGUUGAUUGUGCGUGAAUGCUCCCAUGGGGAUGCCGACAGCGACGACCACAAAAGCCUGCGUGAGUGGGUAGAACGGGGGAAUGUCAUCUUCAAGAGCGUGGGGAUGGGAUUGAUGGACUUGGUGACCGGUGGGGAUCUGAUUCAAUUGGCGCGCGAGAAGAACAUUGGGACGACGAUUGCGGAAUUUUAGCGAAAUGAUAUCCAAUUCGACAGUUGAUUUUUCCGACUUGUUUUUGGCUUCGGCUUUACUACUACUUAUGUUCGGCUUCGGUUCAACUUUUACUGUUGAUUUCCGAGAUCUUCGGACUUUGACUUCUUCGGUAUCACUUUGCGAAAUCCGGUUCUUCUUCUCCUGGUUCCUUUUUUUUUUUUUUUUUUUU
Molecule: messenger RNA, 2044 nt
Organism: Aspergillus homomorphus CBS 101889
Lineage: Eukaryota; Fungi; Ascomycota; Eurotiomycetes; Eurotiales; Aspergillaceae
Product: putative proline utilization protein PrnX-like
Exons: 1
Coding region: 415-1854 (479 amino acids)
Cellular component (GO): cytoplasm
Source: RefSeq, a predicted model, not a curated record